AUGCGCGCUAAUUGUAAGGGACAGCUGCGAGCACUAUCACGAGGUGUGCAGUAUCCUGUGUCAGAACGGUUGACAAUAGAUCAGGUUUACGAGAGACGAACGGGAAAGCCUCGACAUGAUGUGCUCAGAGAUUAUUUUAUUAAGGAGGGUCGUAUCGAAGAAGACGCGGCUAUACGUAUUAUCCAGGAAUGUACAGCGUUAUUUCGACAAGAAAAAACUAUGCUAGACAUAGAGGCACCGGUCACCGUAUGCGGUGACAUUCAUGGGCAGUUUUAUGACCUCAUGAAGUUAUUUGAGGUCGGUGGCUCACCAGCCACCACGAAGUAUCUGUUCCUUGGUGACUAUGUCGAUCGAGGAUACUUUUCGAUUGAAUGUGUUCUUUAUCUAUGGGCGUUGAAGAUUUGCUAUCCAAACACACUUUUUCUAUUGCGAGGAAAUCAUGAGUGUCGUCAUUUGACCGAGUACUUCACGUUCAAGCAAGAGUGUAGGUUUUUGUUUGUUGAGUUCAGUCUAUAG
Molecule: messenger RNA, 516 nt
Organism: Angiostrongylus costaricensis
Lineage: Eukaryota; Metazoa; Nematoda; Chromadorea; Rhabditida; Metastrongylidae
Source: the annotation of a GenBank genome assembly